Molecule: messenger RNA, 1070 nt
Organism: Aspergillus aculeatinus CBS 121060
Lineage: Eukaryota; Fungi; Ascomycota; Eurotiomycetes; Eurotiales; Aspergillaceae
Product: Hsp20/alpha crystallin family protein
Exons: 1
Coding region: 236-820 (194 amino acids)
Biological process (GO): response to heat; protein folding; protein complex oligomerization
Source: RefSeq, a predicted model, not a curated record
GUGCCAGAAUACUCGUGCCAGUUCUCGGUUUGGCACUUAGCUGCUGGAUAACACGAUGGUAGAUGAAGUAUAUAGCUAGCACAAUGGCAAGGAGUCUUUCUGAUAACCAUUCAAUCUUUACAGAAACCGCAACAACAGUGAAGUCUUCUAGCUUCACUCAUUCGUCAUUCUAUUGAAGUCAAAUAGUCAAUAAUUCUGCGAAGAAUUGGCUCUACCACCCAUACUCAAAUUCACCAUGGCUUACUUUCCUCAUUUUACCAAUGAUAUCUCUCCUCUAUUCCGGCUUCUAGAUGACUACGACUGUCAUCGCUCUAGCCGCGCGAAGAUAACACCGACAAAGAAACCCAUAUCGCUAAAAUCCGAUGUCUUCGAAACACACGAUGCUUUUCAUCUAUCUGCAGAAGUACCUGGCGUUGAAUCCAACGAUAUUCAAGUCGAGUUCUUGGACCCAACUACACUAGUGAUAAAAGGUCAUGUUAGGAGGCAUAACGGGCAGACAUUCGAGGAAGGACAAGAUCAGACCCCCGUUGCCAAGUCUUAUUUCCAGCCAACCGUGGAGGAUGAGAGUGAAGCGGAUGACGCUACGACGUCCCAAUCCUUGAAGAACUCAUCGAAGCAACAACUAGUGACGCCAAAAAAGACCCAGUCUACCUGCAGAUAUUGGGUAUCUGAGCGGUUGACCGGCGGAUUCCACCGCGUCUUUACAUUUCCAGCGAGGGUGCAACAAGAUUUGGUCGAAGCCAAUCUCAGAAAUGGUAUCUUGUCACUUUCAAUACCGAAAGAACCUGCUCCGAAGGUGAAGAAAAUCCGCAUCGAAUAGACCAUCGAGCUUGGACGUUCCAAUUCUGGACCAUGGUGUCUUCCAGGAGUCGAUACGCGCGGAAAUCCUUCGGGCACCUCGCGCGGAUGUGUGAGCCUUGACAUGAUUGCAUAGUAGGGAGUCUGGUUCUGUACUUCUUUGGGCAUGUUUAUGUCGGAUCUGCUUGAGGGUUUUUGUUGUUUUCUAUAUGCUAUAGGGUACUUUUACGAUGAGCAAUAAUCAAGCUUCUUGCAACUUAUGAUUUGAUCUU